AUGGACCCUUCACCGGAGUACAAUUUCGACCAGAUUGUAGGGCACAUCAGGAGUGAAAUCGACGAGAUUAAGCAGCUCGAACGAAAGGGACUCGCGUCUGAGAAGAAGCAAUGCGUCGAGAAACUCAUCGUCUUUGUGGAAGACAACAGCGAGGGCCUUUCUCGGGACGACGGCCACACGGUCUUACACCGUUUCCUCUACGACGGAAGCAUGGCCGAGAACUGCCCGCCCGAAGUCUUCCGCGCGAUACUCUUCUACAGACCCGAAUGCAUCCUCAUGUAUGACGACAAGGAGGUCCCGCUCGUCGAGUUCAUCAGGCGGCGCUCCGAGACCAUGACGCGCGCCAUCAUCGAGUUCAUGGCCAGCGACGUCAAGAGCUUCAGCCUGGCCAGGCUGGUCGAGGAGGUCGAGAACUGGAUCCCCGACGACUACGGGAUUAAAGAGCGCGGCAGGGAGGUCGUUCAGGCUGCCUUCGACUUCUACGACAAGGGCCAGCUGCUGCCGCUCGACAUCGAACUCCUCGAGAUGCUCGUGAGGCUCGCGACGCCCGACAUGCUGCGGAAGGGCUUGGGCAGCGAGCUCAGCCCGCUGGAACAGGCGCUACGUUACGACGUGUCCGUCAAGAAACCAGAGCGGCAGCUGGCGCUCGUGAGGCUCAUCCUCGACAAGUGCGAGGAGAGCAUCGACGACGUUGUGAACGAGAGGGCCAAGCUCAAGGUCGGCCCGGGCAAGACGGAGGUGUCUCCCUGCAAGCGGAGCGUGUACCAGUGGCACGUCGCCACACGGGAGUCCUGGCAUCGCCGGCGUGACGAACAGAUGCAAUCCGACGCGAACGGUGUUACGAGACCAGCUGGACCGCAACAAGCGAACACUAACGGCGGGCUGCUGGAGGAGAGGCAGAGGAUGAAGGGGACGUUGCUGUCCAAGCCGGGACCGCCGGGCAAGCUCUAUUCGAUCCCGGGGAUCAACAGCACUGCUCCAAUGUCCAGACCCGAGGACGCGAGCACUUCCAAGCACAUCCGUGGUCUAUCCAGCAAUCUCAGGCCAGGUCCCAACAGACAGCACGCAAUCCAGGCCGGCCAGGAGAAGGAGGGCCAGCACCGGCCUUUCCAGUCGCGCAUCGGCCCGAUGAACCGGCGGAUGGCCAGCGAAACGCGGGUCACCAAGCAGGAAAUUGACAACGCGGACGAGGCGAGCAAGAGUGUUCUCCGGGAACUUGGGCUCCGAUUCCUCCGGUGGACGCUUUUCAACCGCGGAUCGGGGGACGUUACGUUGGAAGAGACGAUGCAGAGCUUCUUUGGCACCGAGAAACAACACUAUUACUUUGCAAUGGACCUUACAAAAGUCUACAAAGACAUGACGGAGCCCCUCGUCAAGAGCUACUUUAGCCAGCGGAAGCACUACCACGUCCUCCGUCACGUCGUGCUCCCGCGCGCCCGCAUCCUCCUCGAGAACGAGAGUGACAAGUCCACCCAGCCACGCUACACAGACCAGCUUCAGUUCUUCCGCUGGUUCCGUUCCUGGGGCGUCGAGAAGAUCCUCAAGGUGGUCGUCGACGACCGCGCCCACCCGCACCGGGACGAGGAGAUUGAGGAGGUGCUGGCCGGUCUGCGCGGCAAGGAGCCGCUGCACCAGAGGUCGUUCGACGUCGAGGUGCUCGACUGGCGGAAGGAGGACCUGUGCCCCGAGGUGAUUCGCACGGCGGCGCCCCAGGUGCGCGAGCUGCACUUAUACUGGAGCGGGAGGAACUCGGUGCUUCGCGGAUGGAGCGAGCCCGAGGGGCUACCUCUGCUGGAAUCCCUGAGGACGGUCUAUCUGUACUACACGCAGCCUUCGGUGAGCAUGAAGCGCGUCGAGGCCAACGUUGCGGCCUUUAUAGAACGCAUGAUGCAGCCGAGACCGCGGUCCAAGGAAAUCGCCCGGGGGGCACACGAUGAGGUCCUUGUGAAGCUGCCACAACGCCAGCCGACUCUAACGCCGACCUCGCUGGCCAGACAGAUGACGAGGACGAGCCUAACCGAGACCCAGGACUCGGACAACCUGCUGCCCAAGAUCACGAUUCAUGACAUGGGACAGAUCACGGUGGCGGGGUUGUCGACCUCGGUCGGCACCGCGGGCUUGGGGACUGGGGCCGUUGAGCAGCCGUGGUUCAAGUACGUCGAGGACUUCGUCUCGAUGAUCCCACCCUUGCCGGACAGCGCCUACAGCGCGGGGAACCCCCACUUGCGGCGGGUGCGGGUGGCUCUCAUCGACGAUGGCGUCGACAUCUUCGACAAGGGCAUGCGAACGCUGCAGCCGCGGUUCCGCGAGGGCCAGAGCUUCGACCAGACGAUGCCCGACGGGCCGAACCCGGUGUACUCAUCCGUCAGCGGGCACGGCACGUUCAUGGCCAAGUCCAUCCUGCGGAUAUGUCCCUUUGCCGAUGUUGUGCCAUAUAGGCUGACCACCAUUCCGGAUCCGACGGGCAAGAUCCUGCGGCCGGAGCCGGGGAGUGCGGCCAAGGCCAUCCGGGCCGCCAUCUUCCAGGGCGUCGACAUCAUCAGCAUGUCCUGGACGAUCCGCAAGGACGACAGCGAGUUCAACAAGCCCGGCAUGAGCGAGCUGCGCCGCGUCGUGGCCGACGCCCGUACCGCCCGCCGGCGCAUCCCCAUCAUGUUCUGCGCGGCGAGCGACGACGGCAACCAGGCGCGCGGCGGGCAGCACGGCAAGGAAGAGCUGCCGCGCGACAUGGACAAGGACAUCUUCUGCAUCGGCGCCGCCGACUCGAGCGGCCAGGUGUGGCCCAAGGUCACGGACCAGAGCGGCCUGCACUUCAUCUUCCCGGGGGUCGACAUCAAGGACGUCACCGCGGGCGACGACGGGGCCGACGGUACCGGCACCGGCACCGGUACUACCCAGCUCCACGACCUCCUGAGCGGCGGCAGCAACAACGGGCGGACGGGGUCCUCGGUCGCCACGGCGCUUGCGGCCGGCCUCGCGGCGCUGCUGAUCCACUGCACGAAACUGGGGUUGUACUACACGCGCGAGUGGCGGCACAACGCGGACCGGGCGGCGUCGGCCGAGACCAUCAUCCAGCCGGCCCUCGUCGACCAGAUCGCGUCCUUCACGGGCAUGAAGAGCGCGCUCGACAGGCUGAGCACCGACAGCCGCAGCGGGACGCGGUACGCGAACCCGACCGAGGUGUUCGGCCGGGCCACGCAGGGCUUGAAGGAGUACGAGGCGCGCGGGGGCACCGAGAAUAACCUGCCGGACUCGCUGGGGCCGAUCGCCACGCUUUGUAGAAACCUGUGCGAGGCGUGA
Molecule: messenger RNA, 3300 nt
Organism: Colletotrichum destructivum
Lineage: Eukaryota; Fungi; Ascomycota; Sordariomycetes; Glomerellales; Glomerellaceae
Product: Putative peptidase S8/S53 domain-containing protein
Exons: 3
Coding region: 1-3300 (1099 amino acids)
Biological process (GO): proteolysis
Molecular function (GO): serine-type endopeptidase activity
Source: RefSeq, a predicted model, not a curated record